GCCGUGUGAGCCGUUUAUCUUCAUUGAAGCCCGUCCUUUCUUAUCCCUUACCACUAUUCACCGGAGGGCAGCAGACCACCUACCAUCUUUUGUGCCUUUAUCAUUGUUGUGUGUGAAUCUACACAACCACCAAGGUCCAUCGUAUUACAGAAUGGCAGCUCCACUUUCACCCAGAGAUGCUGGCAAGUUCAUUACUGAGAACAGCAAGGAUGUGUUUGUGGACAUGGACGGUGUACGCUCCCUCGCAGAGAAGCUCCUCGAGAAGAUUGGGCGAAAGGAGAUCACCCUAAAAGGAUGGAAAUCUCUUCACGAACUGAAUCCGCAGUGCUCUGGGGAAGAUGACGUCAAUUGGGUGUUCUUUGCAGACACUUUAAAUUUCUCUUUCUGGUCUGAACAUGAAGAUAAUAAGUUUGUUGUGAAGUACAAAGGGAAGGAGUACAGCGGUUACUGGUCCUUCUGUGCGGCGAUGAACAGAGCCUUGGAUGAAGGAAUACCUCUCACCCGUGCUUCUUAUUAUUCCAACAUAACCAUGGACCAGCUGAAGCACGUACUGCGUAGUGACUCUGAUUUUCCGAUCCCAAUGACUGAGGAACGCCUGGAGAUCCUGCAUCAGACUGGAAAGGUUCUCCUGGAGAAAUUUGGAGGAUCCUUUCUAAACUGUGUGAAAAUGAGCGAGAGAAGUGCAGUAAAAUUGGUGCAGCUUGUUGUGGAGAAUUUCCCAUCUUAUAGGGAUGAAGGAGUCUUCCAGGGUCAGAAGGUGGCCUUCUACAAGCGUGCACAGAUUCUUGUAGGAGACACCUGGGGAGUACUAGAAGGACAAAACGAUGGCUGCUUCCAUGACAUCGAUAAAAUAACAAUGUUUGCUGACUAUAGGAUUCCUCAGGCCCUUGUCCAUUUUGGUGCUAUGAGAUAUUCAGAAAGUCUAUUGAAAAAGCUGAGAGAAGGUUGGCUUUUCAAAAAUGGCGAUCGUGAAGAGAUGGAGAUCCGUGGUUGUUCAAUUUGGGCGGUUGAACUGGUCUGUGACCACUUGCGAGAGUUAUUUGAGAAGAAGGGAGAAAAAAUGAGCAAAGAAAUUAAUCCUGUUCUGAUUGAUCACUUUCUCUGGGAUUAUGCUCGGGAUUAUCGGGAGGCAAUAAAGGAAGUUCCUUUUCACAGGGUUAGGUGUAUCUACUAUUAGCUAGAUACAGAAAGAUGUAACUAAUUUUAGCACUUCCUCAGCCUGUAGGAAUGAAGUAGUUAAUUGUUCUGAUGCCUAAUUGCACCUUAAAGAAAAUUUUACAGCAGAAAAAUGGUGUUGUGUAGUGGAAGAUAAACUACAGUGCCUUAUUACCAGUUUCCCCUUACCUGCUAAAAAUAUAUGGAUAUUAUCACUAGCUGUAUAUGUGGUCUUUGUUCCUUUUCUAGAUGUCUUGAUGGAGCAAAAGUGAGGCACGUUCUGCCAACCGCUUAAAUUUUUUAACUGCAAUUUUUAUUGAAGUUUUUCACAUAAGAACAAAACAAACAGAAAUAAUCCACAAAUAGUAGCACAUGGGGUCAUUAGACCCAGAAACAGGCAGUAGGACACAGAUAGUGGGCAAAAACAAAGCAACAACAACAUAUCAAUAUAUGUAAGACUCAAUCAGCCAUAAUGCUCCAUUAAUAUGCGUGGAGCCCACCUCUUGGGUGGCACAAACUGGGAGAACCAAUAAUAAAAUAAGACAAACAUAGCAGCCUAGUAGGCCACAGACACAGGGAAAAGGAGGGGGGAUGACCAUAUAGAACCACAAGACCGGCACAAAAGAUAAAACGCAAAACCCAAUAGGGGGGAGAAGAGGAGAGAAAAAGAAAAGAAUAAUGAUGUCAGGCUCACGGGGUUGGUGAUCAGAAAAGCGGUCCCAGGGUUCCCACACAGGGAGAAAUUCAGGGGUAGAGUUGUUCAAAGAGCUCUUAAGAGAUUCCAGAGAGCGGGUCUCACAUAUACGGGCCAGCAAGUCAAGUUCAGAAGGAGGUAAGGUCUGCUUCCAACAUCUGGCUAUGAGGGUCUUAGCAGCUAACACUAUAUGCAUGAAGAGCUUGAACGAACGGUUUCUUGGACAAAGCCCUAUAAGAGGUAGUGAAGGGGGUCUAAGGAAACUGAAACACCCAGGACAUCAGUAAGCAAGCAUUGCACCAAGCGCCAAUAUCACACUAUAAGUGGGCAGAACCAAAAGACAUGAAAAAACAUCCCUGAUCCCACACCACAGAGCCAGCACUGAGGGGAGAUAGUGGGAUUCAGUCUAUUCAGGAGUUCCGGGGUGUGAUACCACCCCAAAAAAAUUUUUUAUAUUGAGUUUCCUUAUAGGCCAUUCAUAUAGAGGCCUUAGAACCCUGUUCCCAAAUAGUUAGCCAUUUCUGGAUAGAGAAGGUAAUGUUAAAGACUUCCUCCCACUGACUCAUGUAGCGAUGUGAGGGAGGGUCACCGUCUAAGGGAUUAAGGAGGGAGUAAAUAUUGGAGAGAAGACCCCGUGCCUGAGGUCCAUUACAGCAUAACCGUACAAAGCCUGUGGGCUGGGACCCAACCACAGAGUUAACUGUAGAGGACAUAUAAUGCCUUAGUUGCAAAUAAUGGAACUGUUCAGAUAGGGGGAGCUCUCUGCAAGUGACAAGUAAAUUAAAGGACAGAAGAGAUUGAAAGAGGGGAUCCACCUCUUCCGCCCAACAAAAAAGACCCCAGGAACCCCACUCCCUCACCAUACCCGAGGACAGACCAGCGGGAAAGUCAAUGUGGUAUAGGAAAGACAUUAACGUGGUCAUAGCAGGAGACACUCAACCCCAAGUGCAGUUGUGCACCUAUGCUGGGGUGAAGGUCCUGCACUUGUGGUCCGUUGCUAUGGGUGAUCCCCAGCAUAAUAUGCAAACAAUGGAGGAUGCCUGCAGACGGUCACAAGUACCACAAUGGCAUCCUACACCAGAUAAAUGUGGAUGCAUAUUACAUAAUUUAGACAUUAAACAACUACAUUAGCGUGGUCUAAAGUGAUAGGAG
This is a messenger RNA of Hyla sarda, 3001 nucleotides long. It is a transcript of the gene QNG1, whose product is annotated as Q-nucleotide N-glycosylase 1. NCBI's taxonomy places the organism in Eukaryota, Metazoa, Chordata, Amphibia, Anura, Hylidae. The coding region runs from base 152 to 1177 and encodes 341 amino acids. The transcript has 5 exons. The record is from RefSeq and is a predicted model, not a curated record.